Molecule: messenger RNA, 690 nt
Organism: Funneliformis caledonium
Lineage: Eukaryota; Fungi; Glomeromycota; Glomeromycetes; Glomerales; Glomeraceae
Source: the annotation of a GenBank genome assembly
AUGACACAUCGUUCGUUGGAUGAAAAACUUGAAUCUUUAAACAAUUUUGCGGCUUGUGAUGUCGCCGACGCUCUCUUACAAUUAAACCAGCCACUUGGAGGUUAUUUACCGGAUAUCGUAAUGUUUUCACCUGAAUACCAAGCAGGCGAUACCAAACUAAUUGGUCCCGCGUACACUAUUAAACUUGUACCGAAAUCCGAUACUACAUCGCCUAUAAUAGUUGGAUCUUAUGCUGAUACGAUUCCUGCUGGUAGUGUAGUGAUCUUAUCUGCUCCUCCAAAUGCUGUAAAUGCUGUUUGGGGAGGAUUAAUGAACACGAGAGGAAAGAUACUUGGAAUGAAAGGUAUCGUAGUUGAUGGUAGAGUACGAGAUCUUGCAGAGCUUCGAUCUGAUGGACUACCGGUUUUUGCUAGAGCAUCUACGGUUUUAUCUUCAAAAGCAUUUACACGUCCAACUGCACUUAAUAUUCCAUUAACUCUUAACGGAAAUCAUGUUCCACCCAUAAGAAUUUAUCCGGAUGAUAUUAUUCUUGGGGAUUUAGAUGGUGUUGUAUGUAUACCUAAAAAUUUAUUGGAUCAAGUUUUGGAAAUAUGCGAGCAAAACACAACUAUGGAUAAAAAACUUAAAGACGCUUUAUGUAAAGGAACAUCUUUAACUGAUGCGAAGAAAACUUAUAGAACAACCAAUUGA